UUAUCAAAAUUAAAUUAGAAUCAAAUGAAGGUUCAAAUCACACCUGAACCUACGUUAUCACCUAUUAGAUAAUAAUUAGAUAAUCUUAUCAGUCUACAGUCAAGGAGCAGAAUUAUUUCAAACGACUUAGUCGCCUCGAAAAAGCAAAAAUGGGUUUUGUGAUCGAACUUGGUAUUAUUUCCCUAUCCUUACUAUUUAUAGCCACAUUCAUAAUUAAAAACAGAAACCCCCCCGCUAUUUUGGGCAUAUACCAGCGACCGAACGGCUUCUUUUACUUCAAAUUCAUCUUCAUGUUUAUAAUUUUGUCGUUAAAAAAGUUAGGGCACAAAUUUCGGAAACGCAAACAAAUGGAGGAAAUAACCGCACUUGACAGGCCCCAAAAAUUAUCAGCGCAUCCAAAGGCUAUUGACGCUGUGUACUUCAACGGGGCCAACAAACACGGCGAUUAUUUAGUCGUUGGGACAGCCCGUCGGAAAAACAAACUAGUCGAUGGGUUCCUCUACCUGUUGGUAGAAAGUUCGGGGUUUGGUUUAUUGGAGACUCCGAAAUUGCCCGGAACUGCUCUUUACCAAAGCGAGGAGAGCGAGGAGUUUGCAGCUGAGGGGCUCAGAAUAGAGCCCCAGGUGCCGAUGGGCAAGUGGAGGAUUUCGUACGAAGGCAAAAUGAAACGGUUCCAAAACCGGAAGGAGUUUGUUGAUGUGAAAAUCGAAGCUGAGUGGAGUUCCACUUUGCCGUAUUUUAACUUUGAUAGUGAUAUGGAUCCCUGGGCGAUGGCCACGUCCAUGGCUUACGAGACGUUCAGUCGGGAGUAUUUCCAAAAUUUGAAGGCGAACCACCAAACUCAUUACGAGCAACACGGUGAUAUUAAAGGCGUCGCGAUUAUAAACGGGCGUUCCUUCAACAUUGAAAUUAACGCCGUGAGAGACCACAGCUUCGGCUUGCAAAGAGAAUGGAGGAACUUUCAUCGGUAUGGUCUACACUUUGUCACUGCGGAAAACGGCGAUAGGUUCAAUGUUGGGAAGAUUUGUUUGCCGAUCUCCUUUUCAAGAUUAACAAUUGGAUACGUCUAUUCAGCCGAGGACGGGAAAAUACACCCGGUACGGUCCUGCGACUUGGAACUGCACCAGCACGGUGAAGGCGGGGAUCCACCGGAGGAUUAUGCGUUCAGUUUUGAAACAGGAAAAAAACGAUAUGUGAUGCAAGUCAACGUUGUGCACUCUCCGCAUUUUUAUAUUAGUAAAGACUGGGAAAGUAAAGUUGUGGAAAGGUUGUGCACUUUUGAAAUUAAUGGGAUGAAAGGGUGGGGUGCUGCGGAAUGGCAGUAUAGAAACGUUCGUGAGAAAAAAUGUAAAUGCAGUGAAACAGAGGUGAAAAUUGAUUGUUAAUAUGAAUAAAAAUAAAACACAAUGUUCCUUCUU
Tribolium castaneum (red flour beetle) is the source of this 1418-nucleotide messenger RNA. RefSeq lists its product as uncharacterized. Lineage: Eukaryota; Metazoa; Arthropoda; Insecta; Coleoptera; Tenebrionidae. Bases 150 to 1385 code for a protein of 411 amino acids. The transcript has 6 exons. The record is from RefSeq and is a predicted model, not a curated record.